This is a messenger RNA of Colletotrichum lupini, 345 nucleotides long. RefSeq lists its product as uncharacterized. The record is from RefSeq and is a predicted model, not a curated record. The coding region runs from base 1 to 345 and encodes 114 amino acids. The transcript is spliced from 3 exons. NCBI's taxonomy places the organism in Eukaryota, Fungi, Ascomycota, Sordariomycetes, Glomerellales, Glomerellaceae.
AUGCUUCACUUCUUAGCUGUGCGAAAGCAGAUGGCUCAAGCUCUCGGCAACAUGCCGUCUUUAGCCGGCAAACUCCUCCGAGCUCCGGUUACCGGCCGGACGCCCUGCUCAGCCAACGUUGCCUGUGCCACCCCGCCCGAGGGUCCGUCGCUGGAUGAUCAGUCUGUCAUCAACGGCAAGAUUAUGCUGGGAGCUUUAUCGGGGUCAAUUUGCGUCAUGCUACCCCUCCGAACCCCGCAGGGAUCAGAGCAUUUGACAACAAUUGACGAAGAUGAACUUGCUCAUCUCCAAAUCAGGCCAUUUGGACGACUGGAGCGCCUAUUGGGGUUCAGGAAUAAGAUGUAG